Molecule: messenger RNA, 1440 nt
Organism: Brassicogethes aeneus
Lineage: Eukaryota; Metazoa; Arthropoda; Insecta; Coleoptera; Nitidulidae
Source: the annotation of a GenBank genome assembly
AAGAAGUGUCUGUGAGUUUACUUCAGAGUUACUAGUCUUUGGUGUACUUGAUAUGAAUCCAUUUCUUAAAGCUUUGUUGAUGGUCUGCGUGGCGGCAGCACUGGUAUCGCUAAAUGCAGCUUCAGCUUUAAAAAUUUCCCCCUGUCCCGACCUAUUUCAGUAUGUCGAUGGUGGAGAUGAACCACAACAAUGGCAGGGAAUGCUAAAAUUCUCAAGCGAUCACGCAUUACAAGGACUAUGGAUCCGGGUCAAAUUUGAUGCAACCGUCAAAGAAUUAAUUCUACAAGAUCAAUUUGGAGAAGUAGUGUCAAGAUCACCAAAAAACGAUGAGUUCCUGAUUAAAAAUCCCACUUAUCUAUUAAAGCCCAAAGCUUCACUAACCAUUAAAAUAACGGUUAAAUAUGAUGGCAAUAAAGUUCCCAGUCUAAUUGGUUAUCGAUUAAAUGGUCAAACAGUAUGUCCAGAACAACUCGGGGAUCUCUCCGAUGUUUUCCAAAAUGACCUAAACGACAAAGAAUUCCUGAACGAAGUUCUAUUCACCAAACCCAUUGCAUCUAUACCAAAAUACGAAUGUGGCUUGUCGUCGUCAAAAGCGGAAUAUCCAUGGACAGCGUCAAUCCAAUACAAAGAAAGCAACGAGAAAUCUCGUUACCUGUGCCAGGCCACGUUAAUCACACCUAAGCACGUCAUUACCGCUGCUCAUUGCGUGACGUACCGCGAAAGUGCAGGGCGAUUGUCACCCGGCCUAUUGAGCGUAUCAUUCGAACAAUCUAAGCCCAGACAGGAAUCGGGCGUGGUUGGCAUUAACGUGCAUCCUGGCUAUAAAUUUACAAACCUUUUAAACGAUGUCGCGAUCGUCGAGCUAAGUGCACCUGUUGCCAUCGACGAUUUCGUACGGCCAAUUUGCCUUGGUGAGUCGCUUGACGUCGCAAAAAAUGUGGUAGUCGGAUAUACCUUGGAUAAAGUAAUCCCAAACGAGAUUAAAUCUUCGGAUCUCAAGGAAAUUAGCGCCGUUGAAUGCGAAAAGAGGCUGAGACAAUGGAGUCCUCUUAUUGGCGAUAACAGCUUAUGUGCUACCUAUAAAUCAGAUGAAUCGAACUGUGUAGGAGAUUCGGGAAGCGGUGUGGCCUCUUUGCAGAACGCUCAAGAGCAACAGCAGCAGCAGAAACCUAUUUGGCGCUUGAAAGGCGUCGUAAGCCUGGGAGUUGCACUUCAAAAUAAAUAUGUAUGCAACGAGUCCGCUACUGUACUUUUAACCGACAUUUCCAGAUACUUGAGAUGGAUUCGAGCCACAACAUUUUAAGCUUAGGCGUUUUAAUUUGAGAUUCCUUACGUUUCAAGUAUUACGUACUUAAACUAUACUUUAGAUAUUAUAUUUUUAGGAUUAAAAUUCCCUGCUUUUAAUGCUUCGUUUUAUUUUAUGUUUUAAAGUAGAAAUUC